Messenger RNA from Caenorhabditis elegans, 327 nucleotides. RefSeq names its product Ovule protein (gene Y116A8B.4). Lineage: Eukaryota; Metazoa; Nematoda; Chromadorea; Rhabditida; Rhabditidae. The coding region runs from base 6 to 284 and encodes 92 amino acids. The record is from RefSeq and is marked reviewed. The transcript has 3 exons.
GAACGAUGCAAUCUGAAAAAGAGGCUCCAUAUUUUGGAAUGUAUGGAAAUAAUUACUUGAGUCCAAGAUAUAUUGUUACCUCUCCAACUCCAACUUGCUUGGUAGAAAGCGGACAUCCAGAAUAUUCAAAUUCUACCUUCAACUCUCCGGGGUCUUCCAAUGAAAGUCAACGACCAAAUUAUUAUCAAAUUCAACCACCAUCGCCCGGAGAGAUGGUCAUUGUUCGCACGACUACAGUAACCCGCAACACAACAUCAAUUACACCAGUUUCUUCAACUUUUUGAUAAGUCUUUGUUAGAAAUAUUAAAAAAUAAAUUAUUUCAGUUU